This is a messenger RNA of Populus nigra (black poplar), 2433 nucleotides long. RefSeq names its product G-type lectin S-receptor-like serine/threonine-protein kinase SD3-1. Gene Ontology annotation, biological process: protein phosphorylation; recognition of pollen. NCBI's taxonomy places the organism in Eukaryota, Viridiplantae, Streptophyta, Magnoliopsida, Malpighiales, Salicaceae. The transcript has a single exon. Gene Ontology annotation, molecular function: ATP binding; protein serine/threonine kinase activity. Bases 1 to 2433 code for a protein of 810 amino acids. The record is from RefSeq and is a predicted model, not a curated record.
AUGUGUGUGACUAGGAAUAAAGGGGUGAAUUAUGAGAAAUUCAUCGAGCAUUUUCAAGGUAAGACUAGAAAGUUUGAAAGGCUUAGCUUAGCUUUAGCUGUGUUUGUGUUUUUGGGCUCUGUUUUUUGUUGCUUUUGUAUUGAGGUUGCUAUGGUAUCAGUGCCUCUUGGUUUUGAGAUUUCAGGGUUUGAUAGAAGUAGAACUUGGGUGUCUCAAAAUGGGGUCUUUGCAUUUGGGUUCUUAGAGAGCUGUUCAAAAGAAGAUGAAGUUGAUAGCUUUGUUGUGGGAAUUAGGUAUAAUUUAGGAGAUAAUGGAGCUGUAAAUGUUCCCGUAUGGAGUGUUGGUGGUGGUCUUAGGGUCUCUAUGAACUCCACGAUUAGGCUUUCCAUGGACGGGAGGCUAAUUUUGUUAGAUAACCCUAGUGGUGUGAUUGUUUGGAGUAGUGAUACUUCUAGUUUAGGUAUUAGAAAGGCCAGUCUUUUGAAUAAUGGGAACUUAGUUCUUGUGGGUAUUGAAGAUAAUGUGCUUUGGCAAAGUUUUAAUAGCCCAACUAGCACUCUCCUUCCUGGUCAGUCUUUGCAUUUUCCUCAAACCCUAAGAGCCCCUUCCAAAAAAUCAACAUCUAGUUACUACAGUUUUGUGAUUCGGCACUCCGGAGAGCUUGCUCUUGUUUGGGAGAAUAAUGUGACCUAUUGGAGUAAUCAUGUGAACCUUCUUGGGAGUGUUAAGGAAGCAAUACUCGAUGGUAAUGGUCUUUUGGGGCUUAUUGAUACCAGUAAUAAAACCGUGUGGUCCAUAUCAAGCAAGGAUUUUGAUGAACCUUCCCCGACAUUGAGGCGUCUUAAGAUGGAUUCUGAUGGGAAUUUGAGAAUCUACUCAUGGAACCAUGUGCUCCAUGAAUGGAAGGUUGCGUGGCAAGCAGUUGAAAACCAAUGUGAUGUAUUUGGUUCAUGUGGUCUUUAUAGUUUAUGCGGGCUUAAUUCCUCUGGAGCUGUCUGUGAUUGUCUUUACCAGGAUUCGGUAAAUUGGGGAACUGGCCUAUCCACAGUGGAUUCAGGUAGUUCCGGGUGCAAGAAGAUGGUGGAUUUGGGGAACUGCAAGAUGAAUACAAGCAUGAUGGUUAUGAGACAGACAUUUUUGUAUGGUCUUUAUCCUCCCCAGGAUGUUGAUAUCAUGCUGAGCGAGAAAGCUUGUAAAGAAUACUGCUCUAAUGACACGACCUGCAUUGCAGCAACUUCAAAAAAUGAUGGUACGGGUAUUUGCACAAUCAAGCGAACCAGUUUCAUUAGUGGGUACGGGAAUCCUUCUGUUUCUGCUACUUCAUUCUUAAAAGUGUGUCUAGUCCCUCAGGCUGUUUCUGCUCGAGGAGCUAAUCCUCAUGUUACUGCGAAGCCAAUUCCCACAACCAGAGGAGGUGACGGCAAGAACUUCACUGCAGCUAUUGCUUUGAUAGUUUUGGUAACAGCAUCAGGUUUUCUGGCCAUUGAGAUGUUUGUUUUUUGGUUUAUGUACCGCAAACGGAAAAUUAAAGCUCACGUAAGAAUUCCCUUUGGCAAGGAUGCUCAAAUGAAUGCUCAUUACAAUAGUCUUAUCAGAUUAACCUUCGAAGAGAUAAAAGAGAUAACAUCUGACCUUGCAAAUAAACUUGGCCCCUCUGUUUAUAAAGGUGCAUUACCAAACAAAACAACUGUUAUUGUGAAGGUUCUGAAUGACGUGACAGCAAAUGAGAAGGAUUUCCGAGUUGCAGUCUCUACAUUAGGAAGAAUGCACCAUCGGAACCUCGUGCUAUUAAUGGGUUUCUGUUUUGAGGCCAACAACAGGUUUUUAAUGUAUGAGUAUGUCCAGAAUGGUUCUCUGGAUAAAUGGCUGCUCAACAUGGAACCUGACCACAAUGAAGGGACAUGGCAGCAGAGACUUGACAUUGCGCUUGGAGUUGCUCGGGCCCUUGCUUAUUUGCACUCAGAAUGUCAGAUUUGUGUAGCUCAUGGGAACUUGAAGCUCGAGAAUGUCCUGCUCGAUGAAAAUUUCAUUCCUAAAUUGACUGAUUUUGGACUUGGAAGCUUGUUCAAGGAGGAGGCAGCAUCCUCCUCAGUGUCUCCUUCAGAAAGAGAUAUCUACAUGUUUGGGGAGAUGCUGCUGCAAAUUGUCACUUGCAAGAGGGAUAUACUGAGUGAAAAUCUGAACCAUUUGGUUGAGAAGACGAAUGAAGAACCGAACUCAGAGGAUAGCAUAAUCUCUGAAGAAGUAGAAAGAGUAGUGAGGAUAGCUUUGUGGUGUAUGCAAAAUCAGCCCUUUUUACGACCUUCCAUUGGCGAAGUGGUUAAGGUAUUAGAAGGUACACUUUCUGUAGAUAGGCCUCCAUUAGGUUUUGCUUUUAGACCGGACCAGAUGGAUGGUAGAGUUUUAACUGAGGUUGAAGUAGACUCCUCCUAG